This is a messenger RNA of Mytilinidion resinicola, 5252 nucleotides long. RefSeq lists its product as uncharacterized. The record is from RefSeq and is a predicted model, not a curated record. NCBI's taxonomy places the organism in Eukaryota, Fungi, Ascomycota, Dothideomycetes, Mytilinidiales, Mytilinidiaceae. Gene Ontology annotation, cellular component: microtubule; membrane; cytoplasm. The transcript has 7 exons. Bases 173 to 4804 code for a protein of 1543 amino acids. Gene Ontology annotation, molecular function: microtubule binding; GTPase activity; GTP binding.
CCAGAAUGUCUCUGAUGCUCCUAGCACCGAUUUUAAUAGCGUGAACUCAACAAUUCUAACGGAACAAAGCGAGCAUAAUAGAAUACCUACAUACCAAGAUGCCGUCAGCGUGCCGAAUACCGGCCACCCGGACUAUAGCACGAUCAACCAAGCUUUUCUUCCGGCCAGGUCCAUGGAGAACAUACACCUAACGCCUUUCCAUCCGGGACACCUAUGCAAUCAUGGCAAGAUGAACACAGUGACCAAUUCGGCGACACGCAGCGACAUACCCUUCGAAUAUGAGCUCGAAAGUCUACUCGACUCUCAAAUGAUAGAUGGUGCUCUAACUUUACACCAACAAACGACCGACCUCUGCCACGAUAGCGGCCCGGGGAUAUCAGUUUGUCACGACGAAACCAAUGCAAUUGACUUCCUGCAAAACCUCAGUUACUUCCCCCAGUACUCGAAGUUCAGACACUUGGGUGAAACACAAGCGUAUAAUGAGCUGUUGGCUCCGACUGCUAUUAGCAUGGGUCAUGCACAACACCAGCCUAAUGGCCGAGCAUCCGACGUUAGCAUCUACACUGCACCUAGAACUAUAUUUGCAAACGACAUUGUGGAGUUACCUGCAAAAGACACGGGACCCAUACCUGCGGAGUCCUGUAGUUUACCCGCCCACAAUCAGAAGAAGAAGGAGUGUAAGACAGGAAAGAAUGGAGUGAAGGGAAGAGUCCGUGUGGAAAGAACCUUCGUUUGUGGAAAGACGAAAGGCGCGAAUGCCGUCAGAAAGUACAGACACGACUCUCGGGAAUGGAAGCAAAUGUUUGAUCAACACAUAAACAGGCUGAAGCAAGGUGGACAAACCAGCGAAGAAAUAGCCGUUGUGCUAACCAUCAUCCACGGUUUCACAACCUCGAUGAGUAGAGUAAGCAAAGGGCCCCCAAAGCGACAGACGGAUGCUCAGAAAGCACCAUCCAACCGAGCAGCCCAGGCUCUGCCCAAGAAGACGAUAACGAUAGCAGACGCUAUUUCCGACUUCCUGAUGAAGCCGAGAGAGAGGGAAAAAGCACCUAACCGAGUACUAGAGCUUUCGUUCAAGGAGUACAUACACCAAGAGAGGGCGUUCCACGCCCUGCAUUCUUUCAUCAACGGAUCCUUCGAUCUAAAAAGUGGAAGAUGGACAGUUUCCGCUUUCAAGAGACUGGAUGCAUCGAGCCAUCGCCAUGGGUCCUGGUGGCUUCGAGAGGCCCGGUGCCGUAGCAUGACCAUGUUCGCUUUGAAUUCGCUUUACGAUCGCGUCAGUGCCUCGUUCCGCGAGCUCCUUGAUCUUCAAGGGGUUGCUGAGCCCUGCGAUCCCAGUAUGCUGAUAUAUUUCUGGCCGAUUUGUCAAACACUCUUCGAAGUUCGGCUUCUUCGACAAAAUCGCAAGAAAUUCGUUCUCCUAAGGGCCUUCUGGGUGAACCUCAGAAAAGAAUUUGCUCGAGCCGCAGGCGGUCAUCCGUUCGUCCAGUUCUUAGACUCGUUGAUGAUGGUUCUGAAUACGUCGCCCGAGCACAUUCGACCAACAGUGGGUCUGGCGUACUGGAAAACCAUUCACAUGCUUGACAGUUUCCUUCGACCUGAAUCAGCAGAUCACCCGGUGAUACUUCGGAUGGGAUCACAUUGCAGCAAUAACUGGAAGACUCGCUUCCAACCACAAAUUGAGCAACUUGAGCGCCGUUACCAAACGGAUCUUCAGUCUCUGGAAGCUUCGAAUUGUCUCGGAGUCAAACGGAGGAUUUCCGUUCUACAGGACUAUGUAGAAGCAAUAUCCAAGAGCGAAUCCCAUAACGACACUCUUAUAACUCUCGCGACCCAACUUUGGGAUCUAAGCGCAAAGGCAUGUAACGAAGGUGCGAAAAUGCAGAAGCUCCAAUGGACGCACGUGACUGAAGCCUUGGCUUCUUCCGCCGACCGCCUCGCCAUCCACUACUUCGAGGGUGGGAGAAAACAUAACGAGCACGAUCUCAGCUGUGGCUUAUGGUAUAUGAACGAAGCCAUCGAGAUCCUACGUUUUGGAGACCUGCUGUGCCAGCACCAAGCGCUUUGUCUUUCAGGUCGACUGAAGAAUCUGUUCAAAGGGAAGACAAGAGGUGUGGCGGCUGCAGGAGAGAGAUUCCGAUGGUCGGCAAUAUUGGAUGUGAUUCCUAGGAUCAAACUCGUAGCUCAAGAUCCCCGAGGCGUCAUAACUGAGCCCAGAUCUCCAGCGUCCGGCUGUUCCCCAGAACAGCAUUUGAUCCCUCUCAAGUCAUCAUAUGACAUUCUGACCCUCUCUCCCGGCUCACCACCAGAUAGUCUGACCCCUCGCUAUCCACCUUAUGAUGUUCAACCUUCGGACGAUACACCGCCACCGAUCGAAAUGCACAAGACCAUCGACCUUGUCGACCAUCGCCAAAUCGAAUUGUUCGAGGCGUUGGAACGACUGAAGUCCCUCCAGGCUGCGAGCGAUAUCAAGACCCCUCAGUUAAUUGUAGUUGGCGAUCAGAGCAGUGGCAAGAGUUCCAUUCUGGAAGCCCUUGCCCGAUUUCAUUUCCCGGUUCAUGAGGAACUCUGCACCAGGUUUCCAACAAAGCUCAUUCUUAAGAGGUCUGACAGGAAGCUCCUGAAAGUCCACUUUGACCUCAAGCUUGAUUCACGAACCGAUGAGGAGAACGCAAAACUGCAAAGUUUUGUCCAACAUGUCGAGGCAUCCAGCCGGUCCUACUGGGACGACCUGGGCGACCUGAUGGUCAAAGCUGCUGAUGCACUUGGUUCCACCAAAACAUUCACCGAAGAUGUCCUGGUCAUUGAGAAACAUGGCCCUGAAUUGCCCAUCCUGAGCUUGGUGGACUUGCCAGGUCUUUUCCGAGCCAAUAGCGCUCAACAAAGCCGAGUAGAUCGGGACACGGUUGAGCGGAUCUUCAAGGAGCAUAUCAAAGAGCCAGCCAACCUGGUCCUGGUUGUUGUUACCGCUUCCAUCACAGCUGUCAACCAAACCGUGGUAGAAGAGGUCCAAAAACUUGCGAGAAAGGAUUACAAACUUCUCAACAGGUUGAUUGCGGUCGUGACGCAUCCAGACCUAGAUGAAGACCGGCUAGCAGAGACCAAACGUGUUCUCACAGAGGAGCCACCGCUACUGGGUAACAUGGAGCUACUUCACAAAUGCCAUGUCGUCCGAAACCAGACAAAGGCGGAGAGGAUCACCGGUGAAUCCCUCGACAAUCGAGACCGCAAAGAAGCAUUGUUUUUCAACGGUGACAACUGGCGGCAUGUAUCGAACGAACAGAAAGGCAUCCACAGCCUCAGGGCUACCCUUAAAGACCUUUUCUGGACCCGCACGAAGGAUGAGCUUCGAAAGACAAUCAUCCCAAAGAUCAAGGGAAAGAUUGUCGAUAUUGAUGCAUGCGUCAAAGCUGCUGAUGCGUCUCGGUCGAAUGACCACCAACGCCGGGACUAUCUCUGCGAUGUUGCGGAAGAGUUUGAACGACUGAUAAGAGAAGGAGUCAAAGGGGAGUACGACGACAAGGGAUGCAGAGAGUUACAUCUCAUUGGCGAGCGCGAGAAAUGUCGACAAUGCAGAGGGUUCUUCCCUGAUCCUAGGCUCGGUCUCAAUACGGACGAUGGCCAACAGUAUAAGCUUUGUAGCAAUGUCCGCGCAUUGAACAAGGUUUUCGCAGCGACAAUGCGUCGGUUUGGUAGGACAAACAUAAUUGAUCGUCAGGAAGGGAGCGAGCCGGGAGCCACGAAUGUCGAAACCAACUCACAACACGACCUGAAAAGCCCAGGCCGAGCCCGCAAAGACAAGAUCAACGAGUAUUUCCUGUCAGCGGAAGUGCUAAGCCAGUACUACACAUCCGAGGAACCAAAGUCCAUUCCAUGGAAGGAUUACGAAGACAUAGUUAAUCAAGCAAUGGCGCGCAACAAAGGCCGUGAACCAGAUGGAGAACCGAAUUGGAUUGUGUACAGGGACCUCUUUCGCUAUCAGUCCGCAGGCUGGGCUAAGAUCGCAGAGAAACACGUGCGAGCUGUUUGUGAGGAGACCGAAAAAUAUCUCGCCCUUGCUCUGACGCGUGCUUGCCAGGACGAGAGCGUACGCCAAGCCAUACAGGACAAGAUCAUCAGACCCAACUUCAAGAUCCUGCAGAGAGAAGCCAAUCGAACUUUGACCCAUCUUCUCGAGUGCCAUCGGACAGGAAACCCAGGAUUCCUCGAUAGCUUUGGUGAUAUUUUCACAGUACAGGAGCAGGCCAAGGAUCUUGAUCAGACACUGGAUCUUUUUGGUUGGGGACACCUGGAGCAAAGACUCGGCAAGGACCUCAUCAAGAAUAUCAAGCAUGGCUUGGGCGUCUUGAUAUUGUCAUCGAUUAGCCCCGUCUCAGCCAAGGGCUACCUCGGGACGUUCGUCUUUAAGCACGCAUACGACAUUCUCUCGAAGCAGUUCAGCCUGUCUAAUGACACAGAUCAGAAAGAUGCCGCCACCGACAAGGUCACUAAGCCUAUUUUGGAUUACGACCACGAUUACAAUGCGGCUGGCGUGAUUGCGGGAGUUGAGAGCUACUACAAGACCGCCAUGAUUGCCUUUGUAGGCUACGUCAACGCGCUCGUCAUCGAGGCCGACAUCCUGCGAGAGCUUGAAGGUCGCAUCUUCAGCCAAAGGCUCAUGCGCCACGAGAGCCAGACACUCAUCAACGAAAUAGCGGCUGAAGACGAAGAUGAGGCCGAGAAGCGCAAGAAGAACAAGGGGGAGUUGGAAUCCCUGAAAAGCAUUUUGAAGACUUUAGAAGAGGGUUUGGCGGAUAAGAAAUAGCUUGGCAGUCGUAUAGAGAGGUAGGUUUGGUGGGGAGGGGUGGAGAUGUCACAAAUUGCCCUGGUUACGACUUACGACGCUACGGUAUUUUUCUUCUUUCCCUUGUGCACUGGUCAUGACUCAUAAUAUAACGGUCUCCUUUUUAUUCCCUUGGUCAAGUGCUCUCCGUUCCUUUUCACUCCCCUACAGAGUCUGACGAUAGUAAAACCGCUCUUUUCUUUCCUAUCUCGGGUAUUCUUUCUUACUAUUCCUUACCAGGCGCGCAUCCGAAAAGAUUGCAAAAUAUCUUAGGACCGCACAGAUUAGGAAUGAACAUGUCGUUCAACGUACUUUGAUAAACUACCAGCCCAACCACUCUUUAAGUAUGAAAAUUACCGACCAACCAACAUACGAGCUCCCCUUGGCUGGGGUAUUGGCCAAUAUUGCACAUGGUGAAAUAUAACUGGAG